This is a messenger RNA of Dentiscutata heterogama, 1146 nucleotides long. Lineage: Eukaryota; Fungi; Glomeromycota; Glomeromycetes; Diversisporales; Gigasporaceae. The record is from the annotation of a GenBank genome assembly.
CAUUGAUUUCACUAAACAAUGAACCAACUAAUCCGAGACAACUUGCGGCAUGUAUUCAAAAGCAUGGGUUCACGACGUUAGGCGGUAAUACUCCGUAUGCCACAGUUUCUGGGCACAUAUCUACUCAUUUUACUCGUGUACGAAAGCAAUUAGUACCUCGUCCGGUUCUUGGAAAGGUAUCUCAUCCAACAAUGACAAAGAGAUUACUUUAUUAUUUAUUAGACCCUGAUGGCAUUUUACGAGAACAUCUUUCUCGUUACUUCCCAUCGGGUGAACCUUCUAUUUCACGACAUCCUCAACGACCUAUUUCACCACCCUCAUCGAGGGAAGGUACUCCUCGAUCAUCAUUUGAAACAGUUUCUGUUACCGAAAAUCAAAUGUCUGUAGAGUCACCAAGUCAAUUAACAGAUGAAACUCCAAUAUUAUCUGAAACUGUUGUAUCUUCUUCAAAAGAAAAGAUUCAACAAGAAAAUUUUGACAAAUCUUUCAAAAAUGAAUUCCGAUUUACGGAUGAAAAUGAAAAUUUUGACUCAUAUACAAAACAGAUGACUUUAGCGAUACAGCAAGAGGUUGCAAACGUUGAAAUGGAUGUUACCUCAACUAAUUUAGAAAGUUCUUCAAGCGAUAAAUUGCUUGAAAAUGCUAAUGAAUCAGGUACCAGUGUAUCUAAUAUUUUGAGUGGGAAGAAAAGAAGAGCUGAAAAUGGAGAGAGGCACGAUACAGUGUCUCAGUGUUUACCUAGACCAACUCCUGUUUAUCUUACGUUCCCUCAUUACAUAUUACCACCCCGUCGACCACGAAAUCUGAGCUCACCCCGAAUUUUACUUUCACCUGAUAUUCGAAUGAUCAAAAUAAAUGGCUUAGAGGUUUUUUCCACAAAGAUUAAAGUAGGAGGAACCGAAGUUCAAUUAUUACGCCGUGUUGAUACAAAUUGUGUCGAUAAAUUUUCUUUAAUACAAGUCGGUGAGCGCAAGCCUCGAUCCACAGACCGAAGAUGGAUUACUUUGGAAGAGGCACAAGCAUUAGCGGCAAAAUUAAAUAUAGAAGAAAAGGUUGGCAUAUUUCUCGAUCCAAGACUUUUCGAUUAUUUUGACGCUGAUUUAGAUCUUCCACUACAAACCGGAACAUGUUGUGGACCACUAGCAG